AUGGCUAUUGAACCUACUUUUCUCUCUAAAGCUGUGUCUGAGUGCAUCAGUGGAGAUUCUAAGAAUGUUAACUACAUCAUUAACAAGUUGAUGGGUGCAGAUGAGUCUUCAGUAGAAAUCGAACCAAUAAUCAGUGAAUUUCUCCGUAUUGUAUCCGAAAUUCCCCUAAGUAUUGGGGAGCUCCUUGUUCAGCUCUUCACAAUCUCGAAACCGUGGUACAUUUUUCCUGCUGAAAUUUCACAAAAAGCCAUUGAUUUAAUUGUUGCUCUUUCUACACAAUUUGAAGAACUUGCAGAAUCAUUUUUGAACCAUAUUUGUGGUGUGAUUUGUAAGCCUUCUUUGUGUUCUAAUGAAGCUGAUCAUAUCACAGAGGAUGGUCUUAUCGUCAUGACUUUGAAUUCUCUCCGUAGUUUUUUCGCCUCCAUGCCACACUUUGAGGAUUCGUUUGUAAAUUACCUACUUCGAUCAUUUCCCUCAUGGGGUCGACAAACAAAUUUGCUCUUUUGGGAUAUGUCGAGUGUCUUUCGCUUGUGCUACGAAUCUCCCAGGAUACUCUCCAUCGCUUCAAUUGAGAAAAUUUACUUCACUUCCUUUGAUCUUUUAGUUAAGCUCGAAACUAAAGAAAAUGUCCAUAAGGUUUGUGUGGACACAAUCCCAACGGACCUGGCGAACCCUUUCAAUCCGGAGAGUUUUGAUGAAGUGUUUGGGGCCAUUUCUUCUUCCCUAACGCCGGAAUCGAGUAAGCCUUCCGCUCUCUUUUGGCUUUAUUGUGUCUCCAUUUUAAAGACCUUUCCCAGUUGUAAUGGGAAGGCAUUAUCUAUAGACGAACAAAAAAUGGAAUGGAGGUGUAUGUGUGCAGUUUUUCGAAAUCUGCGAGACUUAUUUGUUCUGAAUAUUCUGCCGCUUCAGUCGCCUGUUUCGGUAAUUCCGCUUCUCGUUACAUUUAUGUCUUCUCUUCAUCCUACUCUCGGCAUCAAUUUGUUGGAGAAUUUGUGGACUUUCGUGAUAGAUAAUCGUCAAAGUGAAGAGGUUCAGAUUAGUUGUAUGAGGUACUUGGCUGACUACGUGGCACGUUGUCGGUGCCUUAGCGAAAGUGUUGUAAUAGAGCAAUUGCAAGACUUUGCUUCUUGGUGCGUCCAAUAUACCUAUCACAGGAAAGGCCGACCUGUCUCUCAUUCUUUGGAACUGAUGAAAAGCAUUCAUAAACUCUUUUAUACCAUAUUCGAGUCCAUUGUAUUUAUCGUCACAUUCCGACAGGCAAAACUAAUUGGAUCCAGUGUAAAUCGAGCCUUAUGUACUCAAAUACCCUUGAUCCAACUUAUUAGUUCACCUUUUAAACCACUUGAUGCGAUAGAGCCGGGUCUGCGAGCCAAUUUUUUGGCUCUUUCCUUCGCAUACAAGAUGAAUUGGACAGCAGUAAUGCUACCAAUUGAGUACUCAUCCCAGGUCGGAUCUGAUCCUAAGCCCUCAUUUACUUGUCCUCUAAUUGCAGCUUUGCAAAAGAUCUCAAUUGCAGGGCAUCUAGACUUAUUUAACGACUUUGUUUUUGCUAGACGUACUCAGAAAAGGGUCAUCGAAAAUGACAAAGAAGUUGUUUCUUCUAAUGAAGAGUCUUUCAAAGUCCCCGAGAAAAGAUCUCGUUACUUUAACAUCACUGCUCUAGCAGAUAUAGAUUGA
Rodentolepis nana is the source of this 1677-nucleotide messenger RNA. The record is from the annotation of a GenBank genome assembly. Lineage: Eukaryota; Metazoa; Platyhelminthes; Cestoda; Cyclophyllidea; Hymenolepididae.